CUUAAAAUGGGCGACCUCAACAGGUGUGUCCAUGAUAGGGUAAAAAAUGUUACAAGUGAAGUGAACCAGUUAAGCUUUGAAGUUGAAAGCAACUGUAGCGUAUAUACACGCGCGAGAGGAAACACGUUGUGGAAUUUGGUCCGUGCAUACAACGAGGGACAGAGGGACGAACACGAGUUUGUAAGGAUCAAUUCACCUAUGUCUGGCGAGGUUUCUUCGUCGUCCGCUUUUAUGGAUGGCCUCGACGACGUGGAGGACUACGUUCGGGCAAAUGAAGGAGGGGGACCAGUGCAACGGGAUAUUUUUAAUCAUAUUUUUGACCUUGUACGGAAUGGAAACAAAGCAUUUCGAGACAACCGUUUUGAAGAGGCAAUCAAGUGUUACUCAAAAGCCAAUAACAUUAAACCAGGUGAUCCUAUUAUCCUUGGGAACCGAAGUGCUGCUUAUAUCAGGAUUAGCCAAUUCCUGAAACACCGAUCACCAUCAGAUUCCGAAUAUAGACCAUUGAAUGGGCUGGAUCCUACAAUACAUGCUGAGCUUGCUUUGAAGGAUGCUGAAAAGCUGAAUAAUCUCCGAAGUAAUUCAGUAAAGUCAUACAUUCUAAAGGCCAAUGCACUGAUAUUGCUGGAGAAGUAUGAGACUGCCCGGGAUGUUAUUCUUUCAGGUCUUCAGGUUGAUCCUUUUAGCAAUUCUCUUCGUGCUUCUCUUCAGAAUUUGGAGAGGAUAUCAAGAAGUUUUCUUGGGAGGAGAAAUUAUGUGACACCAGAACGGACUGAUGAAUUUGAUUGCACGCUUUGUCUGAAGUUACUAUAUGAACCUAUUACGACUCCGUGUGGGCAUUCUUUUUGCCGUUCAUGUCUGUUUCAGUCCAUGGAUCGUCGUAACAAAUGCCCAUUGUGCCGAACUGUUCUUUUUGUCAGUCCCAGAACAAGUGCGAUCAGUGUGACACUUAACAACAUCAUACAAAAGAACUUCCCAGAGGAAUAUGCUGAAAGGAAGUUGGAGCAUGACAGUUUGACAAACCUUGGUGUUGAUUUGAUGCCUCUUUUUGUCAUGGAUGUCGUCAUUCCAGGUCAAAAGUUCCCACUCCACAUUUUUGAACCCCGGUACCGGCUUAUGACAUCAGGUGAGGAGAAUAAUGGAGGGAAACCAUCGGAUGGGAAUGGUAGAAUAUUGUCACUGGUUAUCAUUGAUUCUACAACAGGUUCCAUAGCUGAUUUUGCUUGUGAAGUAGAGAUUACUGAAUUCGAGCCACUUCCGGAUGGACGAUUCUAUCUAGAGGUUGAAAGUCGACGGAGAUUUCGCAUAAUCCGAUCUUGGGAUCAAGAUGGUUAUCGUGUUGCAAAGGUUGAAUGGGUGCAGGAUAUCUAUCCAGCUGAAGGAACAAGAGAAAGAGAAGAGUUGCAGGAAGUAACAAAUAAUGCAGCAGGGUUUGCUCAAUCAUGGAUAAGGAGUGCAAUUAAUGCAGCACGGCAAGAUCCAGGAAGACUUGAAAGACUCCGUAAUGUAGAAGCCAUGAUGCCUGCACCACAAGAUCCAGAGCACUUCAGUUUCUGGCUUGCCACCCUGGCAAACCGGAGGCCUCAAGAAAGAUUAGAACUCCUGCGCAUAAGAGAUACAAGAGAGGUAUGGAAUCUUUUUUUACCUGCUGAAAAGUUCAAUAGCAGAUAGUGCCAGACUGCCAGGUCUGACAGAUUUGAAUGUAUACAAUGAGAUGCUGUUAAUCAUUUCAAACGUGCUCUGUUCUAUAAAUUCCCAUUUGAGAUAGCCCCAAUGCCUAUACCAUGUAUUCCUUGACUCAUAUAAUCUUGUAACUUUGGGUGGGAAGGUCCCCGGGAGAAAUAUGCCUUGCUGCAUGGCCUACAUAAAAAGAUUUUCCUAAUGGUAGUUAGCCCAGUGGUGAGGGUGUAACAACUCCUUAAAAAGUGAAACUCUAGGAUUUAGAACCAUACACUUGCUAACAACUUGAUAGAUAAUUGUCAAUGGAAAACCAAUAUAUGGUUAAUGUGCACAAACAGCGUGGGUUUGAUUGUGGAGAGCAUGCUUGUUUUUGCUUUUUACCUUCCUAAUUGCUACAAGGAGCUUGUCCUUGUGACCCAGAAAAAGAAACAGAAAUUGAAAGGUCAUCGCAACCCGGAAUGUUACUUUUAAUGUUCAUCUC
Molecule: messenger RNA, 2161 nt
Organism: Carya illinoinensis
Lineage: Eukaryota; Viridiplantae; Streptophyta; Magnoliopsida; Fagales; Juglandaceae
Exons: 19
Coding region: 7-1671 (554 amino acids)
Molecular function (GO): protein binding
Source: RefSeq, a predicted model, not a curated record